AUGGACCCUGUCUCGAGGGCAGCAGCGGCGUCAGGCGGCGUCGAAGAUUCCCGUGCCGGAAUGCCGACCGAAUCCUCCGCAUGGCGAAGGCCAACUGAAGACCCUUACGAGGGGAAGGGUCUCUUUUAUCGGGACGACGACGACGGCAACGACAAGGACGAGCACUACAGCAAGCCACUCGAUGACGCGCCCGACGAGAAAGCAACAAGGCGGCCCGUCAAGGGCUCAUUUAAACAAAUAUCGGGCUGGGAGAUGGGAACCACGGUGCAUUCAGAACGCGCAUCGUUGGAUCCGAGGCUCGAGAAACCAGAGAAUCUAGAGGCCCCCGCCAACGAGUCACCUCUGCGGACACGCGCAAAGUCCCUGGACAAGGGGGAAGCAAUCAUGCCAGCCGGUCGGUGGUCAAGAACUUCCGGGCCUGAGUUGGACUACGACGCCGUCUGCCGGCCCUCCAAGAGACUAGAAAUGGCGCUGAUGGCUAUGUCGACCACCGGGGGCAUGCUGAUGACGCAGUGGCGCUGGCCCCGAUACGAGAAUCUGGCCAUGGGCAACGGCGGGGAUCUCCUGCGAAGUGGUGUCCACGACAUUCAGCCCCUCCAUCAUCCAUGGCAAAGCCACCCUCAAUUCGCCGACCUUCUCGACCACCCCAGCGUCCUGCUUCUGGGUAUCCUGACCAACUUCGCCGCCCUCACGCUCUACUACUACCUCCAUCGCGGCGAGAAGUACCAGGACGUCCUCCUGAUUGCCGUCGUCGGUUCCAGCGCAGGGCUAGGGUUACUCCUAGGUCUCGACGCCUCAGCCGUACUGCUCCGGGUCACGCCCUGGGCCGGAAUACUCGCCCUAUUGACGAGCACGUACGGAGUGGGAGUGAAUUAA
Molecule: messenger RNA, 876 nt
Organism: Phialemonium atrogriseum
Lineage: Eukaryota; Fungi; Ascomycota; Sordariomycetes; Cephalothecales; Cephalothecaceae
Exons: 2
Coding region: 1-876 (291 amino acids)
Source: RefSeq, a predicted model, not a curated record